CUUGCGUUCAUCCUGUCCAUUCCCUACUAUGGCUUAACCCCACCGAUAGCGCGCCUCCGAGUUUCCCUCGAUCCUCUUCUGUUUUCUUGUGAACUCUCCUCCCCUCCCUCCACCAACCCGCACUUGCAUUUCUUCAUGACGGCCCGGACCCCUAACAGGGCGACUGGUGCCCCAGAAAAUGCAAAUCCCACGGUUCGAGACCAAACGCUGCAGGAUCAGGGGGAACGGAGUGAAUCGCCCGCCUUACCAAGCCUGACCAACAAGAAACGCCCGCGAUCCCAACCGGACAACACCUCCAGUCCUGCCUGCAAUCAAUGUCGCACGCGGAAGAUUCGCUGUGACCGACAGCAACCAAAAUGUUCCAACUGCCGCCGGGCGGACGUCGAAUGUGACUUUGCCACUACCCCGAAGCGCGUCGACCGCACCAAACAACUGCUGAAUGAUUUCAACGGGGUCGUGGCCCGCCUAGACCGGGUGGACAAUUCGCUGGCGAAGCUAUCCGAGCAGCUGCAGCAACAGCAGCCAUGUCGGUGCUCCCACUCCCCGGUCCCAUCGCAGGUCGAUAAUCCUUGGGGAGCGCCCGAGCCCGCAGCCAUCUACACCACAUAUACCCCAAAGAGCUCCACCUCGUGCCGAUCCCCCCACCUGAUGGACGUCGACAGUUCCGAAGACCGCGAUCCGGACAUUUCCCACGGCGAUCUUGUCGACUUUGACCAGGGAGGCCAACGCCUGCUGGACUACCCAGCCGCAUUGUCACUGUUUAAGAACCUGCAGCGACAGAUUACCCGGUGCCUGACCAAGGAUGUGCCGCAAGGGUCGGAAUUGUGGCAAGUGGUCGCCCAGCAACCCGGGUUCAAAGAAAGUUUGGAAUCUCAGCUGGAGCGGUUCCCCUUUGGUGGUCAAUGUCACGAACCCGUCAUCGUGAGUGAUCACCGACCUAUCAGUACACCGCCUCGCUACCUAUUAGAGCUGUCCUUGGAUGGCUUCCUUCGCCAUAUCAAUAUCCAUACGCCCAUUUUCAACGACUCCUCUCUAGAGAAAGCCAUCGAUACGCACUACCAGUCUCUAUCGGCCGGAAACGGCGACGCAUGGGCCCUGGUCUUUACCAACAUCAUUGUUCUAACGGUGGCCCUAGAUGCCCGUGUCGCUCGUGCAACCGCCUCCCAUCUAGUCAGCAUGAACGACGAUAUGCUCCCCUCCUUUCUGAAGAAUUGCGACCGAGCGUUAGCGGAUUUGAACCGGUUUACUGGGCCAUGUGUGAUCAAUGUUCAGGUGCUCUUGACUCUGGCUCUCGUCGCUAGAGAAUUCUAUAGCAGCGUGGUUUUUGAAAAGGUCUGUCAGACAUUGUGCCAAGUGGCCCGCUCCACGGGUCUUCAUAGGGCUCACGGAGCACGAAGCAUGAGAUGGGAAACGAUACCGGAACGUGAACGGCUGUUUUGGGUGGUCUACACCAUGGAUAAGCAGCGAGCCUUCCUGACAGGCCAACCCUGUGAUCUAUACUUAUUCGACUCCGAUAUCCAAUUGAGGAGCUGCGGGGAGCGUGCACCAUUCCCGCUGCGGCUCAAUGCUGCCUACGUACAUAUGAUGACGAUAUGGGAACAGAUUUUCAUCAAUCUCUAUUCUUCCCGAGCUGUCCUCGCCGGCACGGCCGAUCGAAGUCGCCAGGUGCAGCAGCUGUGGGGUUCAUUGAAUGAAUGGAACAUCAAAUACCAUGCGCUCCUGAGUUCACCCAUCCUCGAGAAGAUGACUGACCUAGCGCCCAUGCAGCUCGAGUUGAAAUACUGCUUCAUGGUGAGCCAGGUCCUCGUACAUCGCUGUGACCGCAAUGCACGCUCCCAGCAGCGGUAUCGGGAACCCGCCCGCAAUUCUCUCAAGCUCAUCGGUCAGGUCGCCGGGGAUCACCGUGGCAUCACGCUCGCGCGAUGUGCCGUCCUAGCCAGGAUGUUUCGAAACUAUCCGCUCGUCGCUAUCCAUGAUCUUUUCUCUUUCUGUUUGAUAGACGGCGAGCCGGAUAACACGGAGGACGGGCAACUCAUCCAUGAGACUCGCCGCCACCUCGAGCUCCUACACUAUGCGGACUUUCCUCAAGCGUACUUUGCCCGACUCGAGGUUGGGUUGAAAUGGUGUACCGACAUGCUGGAUACCAUCAAGGACUGCUUAUCCCGAUCUGCGGCAGCCAGUGACUGGGGACCAAUCGAUGGCUCUUCCACCGGCCUCUCCGACCGCACCCCCCCCUCAGAAUCUGAACUCUCGUCAAUACCCCCGGACGCGUGGGCCUCGCUGAACCUCGCGAUGGGCCGCGACGAGAUGCUUUGCGGUCUCAGCCCUUCAGGACCCCCAGAAGGCCUAUUAGACCCGGGAUUCUCUGCCUUUGGAUUGACCACGUCGUCUACAGGUGAUAGUACCGUCCCAGCAUUCGCUCAUGGUGGUGAUAACCCAGCAGUGACGAUGCAUCCAUCAAUGUGGGUACCGGCUGAAGUACCCUGUAGCUCCUCUGAACCCCUUUUCGACCCCGAAUUUACCCGAAGUAUAAUGUCAUGAUACCACUUUUGAUUUGACCACUAUUCCUUAUGUCACGGCCCGGGCGGC
Aspergillus caelatus is the source of this 2589-nucleotide messenger RNA. RefSeq lists its product as uncharacterized. The record is from RefSeq and is a predicted model, not a curated record. NCBI's taxonomy places the organism in Eukaryota, Fungi, Ascomycota, Eurotiomycetes, Eurotiales, Aspergillaceae. Bases 136 to 2541 code for a protein of 801 amino acids. The transcript has 3 exons. Gene Ontology annotation, biological process: regulation of DNA-templated transcription; DNA-templated transcription. Gene Ontology annotation, molecular function: zinc ion binding; DNA binding; DNA-binding transcription factor activity, RNA polymerase II-specific.